AUGGAUCUGCUGAAAACAGUAGGAAAGAUUGGGUGCAAGUCGAUAGAGACACCUAUUGAAGUUGGUCAAAAGAUUGAAAUUACUCCUGAUGAACCUGUCAAUAACAAAGAAGGCUACCAACGCCUUGUAGGGAAGCUUAUUUAUUUAACUAUUACAAUGCUUGACAUAACAUGUGCAAUCAAUAUUGUCAGUCAGUGCAUGCAUGCUCGUACAGAGCAUCAUUGGAAAAUCGUCUAUCAUAUAUUGCAGUAUCUAAAGAAGGCUCCAGGACAAGGUAUAUGGUACAAAAUGAAUGGUCAUCAUCAAAUGUGUGGUUAUACUGAUGCUGAUUGGGCUAGUAGUUUAGAUAGAAAAUCCACCACUGGUUAUUAUGUGUUUGUUGGAGGAAACAUUGUGUCUUGGAAAAGUGAAAAACAGAGUGUAGUGUCUAGAUCCAGUGCUGAGGUAGAAUAUCAGGCUAUGGCUACAAUAACAAGUGAGCUUACACAGAUUAAAACUCUUGUGUCAUAA
Molecule: messenger RNA, 510 nt
Organism: Nymphaea colorata (pocket water lily)
Lineage: Eukaryota; Viridiplantae; Streptophyta; Magnoliopsida; Nymphaeales; Nymphaeaceae
Product: secreted RxLR effector protein 161-like
Exons: 1
Coding region: 1-510 (169 amino acids)
Source: RefSeq, a predicted model, not a curated record